AUGACAAAUUGGUUAUCUCGAGAAAUUAAACAUCUUUUACCAACAUUUGAUUUACAUGCUGUUCGUACUGUUCUUGUAACAUUUGAUCCAUGGCGACUUGAUUCACGAGCAACCAGAGAUUUUUUACAUAUUAUUACGGAUGAUUCUGUUGCUAAAUAUUAUCCAAAAAUGUUUGUUAAACCAACAAUUAAAUCAGAUUUGUCUGAACCAAUUAUUACAGUAGAAUUUAUUGAUUCAUCAAAAGCAAUUUUUAAAGCAUCAAAACUAACAACAUUGGAUAUAUUCACGAAACUUAAACCAUUAUGUAUUUCAAAAGCACCACCUCCUUAA
Rotaria sp. Silwood2 is the source of this 330-nucleotide messenger RNA. The record is from the annotation of a GenBank genome assembly. NCBI's taxonomy places the organism in Eukaryota, Metazoa, Rotifera, Eurotatoria, Philodinida, Philodinidae.